AUCCGCCCUCAGAGCCUGCCAGGACACACAUGUCUGUCCAGCCUCCACCUCCUUCCCUUUGCAAGAUUAAAACGGACCCAGCAGCCUGCACCUCCCUCCCUGCUGGGUCCUGCGUGGGGCAGGAGGAGCCGUCUGCACCCAUUGCCACUCUGUGCUACAGGACUCAUGAGAGGGAGGCAGGGAGUGUGACUAUAUACACCACAUAUUCACAUGAGAGAAGUGAAGAAAGCCAGCAGUGAAGAUGAAAAGCAACUGGAAAAUUACAGCUUUCUUUUACCUGUGUAGUUUUCUGUGGUCUUUCAUCUCAGCCACCAUCCAGCAACAAUCAAGACUACCAGUCAUUCUGGGUGCCAGUCAGAGAACUGAUCUCUGCCCAACAAUCAGGAUUGGCCAAGAUGACUUACCAGGCUUUGACCUGAUUUCUCAGUUCCAAAUAGAAAAAGCUGCUUCCCAAGGAAUAAUCCAGAGAGUAGUGGGCUCCACUUCUCUCCAAGUGGCUUACAAAUUGGGACCCAAUGUAGACUUCAGGAUCCCAACCAGUGCCAUAUAUUCCAAUGGAUUGCCUGACGAAUAUUCCUUUCUAACUACUUUUCGGAUGACUGGGGCCACGCUUCAGAAAUACUGGACUAUUUGGCAGAUUCAGGAUUCUUCAGGAAAAGAACAAGUUGGAGUGAAUCUUAAUGGUCAAAUGAAAAGUGUUGAGUUCUCUUAUAAAGGAGUGGAUGGAAGUCUCCAAACUGCAUCAUUUUUGCAUUUGCCUUUCUUGUUUGACUCCCAAUGGCACAAACUUAUGAUAAGUGUGGAAGCAAACAGUGUCACACUUUUUAUUGACUGUAUUAAAAUAGAAUCCUUAAACAUAAAACCAAAAGGGAAAAUCAGCAUUGAUGGCUUUGCUGUGCUUGGAAAACUUAAAAAUAAUCCUGAAAUUUCAGUUCCGUUCGAAAUCCAGUGGAUGGUGAUUCACUGCGACCCCCUGCGACCCCAGCGCGAAGGCUGUGGCGAGCUGCCGGCCCGGAUAAGCCAGACGGUGAUCGAGAGAGGUCUCCCUGGGCCACCAGGCCCCCCAGGUCCGCCAGGGCCACCAGGAGUUCCCGGUAUUGAUGGCAUUGAUGGGGAGAGAGGUCCUAAUGGCCCCCCUGGUCCACCGGGUCCAGAUGGGGAUGCAGUCAAACCAGGAUCCCCAGGCCUGCCUGGAGAGCCAGGAGCUGAUGGAUUCACAGGACCUGAUGGCUCAGGUGGAGCCACAGGACCAAAAGGACAGAAGGGUGAGCCAGGACUGCCAGGUGCUCGUGGACUUCCGGGUAAGGGGCUUCUUGGACCACCUGGUCCAGCUGGUGCAGCAGGACUUCCUGGGGAAGUAGGUCGUGCUGGUCCACCUGGAGAUCCAGGAAAAAGAGGGCCACCAGGGCCACCAGGACCACCAGGUCCUCGGGGAACAAUUGGCCUGCAAGAUGGUGACCCGUUGUGUCCCAAUGCUUGUCCACCUGGCCGCCCAGGACAUGCUGGCUUAAUGGGAAUGAAGGGACAGAAAGGUUCAAAAGGAGAGUCUGGUGAACCCGGAAAACAAGGUUAUAAGGGUGAAGAAGGGGACCAAGGACCCAGUGGUGAAGUGGGAGCUCAAGGCCCUCCAGGCAUUCUAGGUAUCAGAGGUAUAACUGGUAUAAUGGGACCUAAAGGCACCAAAGGAGCUCGUGGGCUUGAUGGUGAGCCUGGGCCCCAAGGUCUUCCUGGUGCACCUGGGGAUCAAGGACAGAGAGGUCCACUGGGAGAGGCAGGUCCGAAGGGAGAAAGAGGCCCUCAAGGUACAAGAGGAAUAAAUGGUCUCCCUGGGCCUAAAGGAGAGUCUGGUUUACCAGGAGUUGAUGGCCGGGAAGGGAUCCCUGGAAUGCCUGGAGCAAAAGGUGAACCAGGAAAACCUGGAGCUCCAGGUGAUGCAGGGCUUCAGGGAAUGCCAGGUUUACCAGGCUCUCCAGGUGUGAAAGGCAUUCCUGGCCCAAAGGGUAAUAGAGGUCCCCCUGGGAUGCCAGGUUUGAUGGGAAAUUCUGGUAAACCGGGUGAACAGGGACCAGAGGGAGAAGCAGGUCCAACAGGACCCCGAGGACCACCAGGUAGCAGAGGGGAGCCAGGUCCUGCGGGUCCUCCAGGUCUACCAGGAAAAUGGGGUCCCCAAGGUGAUAUUGGACUUCCUGGACUGCCAGGUCCUCCAGGCCUACCUGGUGGUAAGGGUGACCGGGGCUCAGUGGGGGAACCAGGACCUAAGGGUGAACAAGGUGCACCUGGAGCAGAAGGAGAUGGAGGAGAAAAGGGUCACUUAGGUGAUAUGGGAUUACCAGGAGCAAAGGGAGCUGUUGGUAAUCCUGGAGACCCUGGUUCCCGUGGGCCUGAGGGAAGUCGGGGACUGCCUGGCAUGGAAGGUCCACGAGGUUCACCUGGACCGCGAGGCUUGCAGGGUGAACAGGGUGCCCCAGGUCUGCCUGGCAGCCAAGGUCCAGCUGGAAAAGAACCAACCGAUCAGCACAUUAAGCAGGUUUGCAUGAGAGUCAUGCAAGAACAACUAGCUCAGCUGGCAGCCAGUCUUAAAAGGCCAGAAUUUGGUGCUCCAGGUCUUCCUGGCCGACCAGGGCCACCAGGUGCUCCAGGGCCUGCUGGCGAAAACGGCUUCCCAGGACAGCUUGGACCUCGUGGCUUGCCUGGCCUUAAAGGUCCCCCGGGUGAGAUUGGUCGUAAAGGUCCUAAAGGUGAACCAGGAGAAAGAGGAGAAAGAGGAUUUCCAGGCAGAGGACUGAAAGGUUACCCUGGACCAAGAGGUCUUCCAGGUGAACCAGGCAAACCCAGCUACGGCAGGGAAGGCCGUGAUGGUGAACGAGGUCUCCCUGGAGUGGCCGGUCAGCCUGGGGUUCCUGGUCCUCCCGGCCCUCCCGGCCCUCCCGGGUACUGCGAGCCGUCGUCUUGCAGAAUGGAAGCUGGACAGAGAGCUGGUAAGAACAUGAAAGGGCCGUGAACGGGCAACGAAAGUGCCACGAAGUGUCGGCAUCAAUUUACUUCCCGCACAGACAGCUGAGUAAAAAAUAAGGAAUGAAGGAGAAAUACAAACAAGAAGAAACCUUUCAACCAAGGUUGCAGUAAGGCAUUUUUAACACAGUGGUUGUACAUUCUUUCUAAAGGUGUACUUUAGCAACACAAGCUGGAACAAUGGUGCUUACAGAAAUACACAGGUGAUGCCUUCUGGCUCUUUUUCCCUUUGGGG
This is a messenger RNA of Harpia harpyja (harpy eagle), 3247 nucleotides long. It is a transcript of the gene COL9A1, whose product is annotated as collagen type IX alpha 1 chain. Lineage: Eukaryota; Metazoa; Chordata; Aves; Accipitriformes; Accipitridae. The record is from RefSeq and is a predicted model, not a curated record. The transcript has 38 exons. The coding region runs from base 242 to 3001 and encodes 919 amino acids.